Fusarium odoratissimum NRRL 54006 is the source of this 117-nucleotide messenger RNA. RefSeq lists its product as uncharacterized. Lineage: Eukaryota; Fungi; Ascomycota; Sordariomycetes; Hypocreales; Nectriaceae. The record is from RefSeq and is a predicted model, not a curated record. The coding region runs from base 1 to 117 and encodes 38 amino acids. The transcript has a single exon.
AUGAAGAUACCAGUCAAUGUCAACCAAGAUAAGAUGAAUACAAUGGCUAAGAAGAUGAAGGAGGAGAGUCGAGUAGAGAAGAGGGGAACGGACCACGGCCGGCAAUCGGAUGGAUAG